AUGCGGCUAGGUCAAUGCUUAUUCAGUGUUCAGUAUCAGUUUGUUGAAGGAAUAAAGCAGAGAACUGUGCAUAAAUUCACCAUCACAUGCUUGGCUCAGCCCCCACGAAGGUCUCCUGGCUUCAGAACAUCACCCUCAGCUCUGCUUCAAGGGGCAGGCCGGGCUGGCGGGGACUACAAUUCCGACAGUGCCCCGCGAUCUGUCGUCACAUUAUUGGAUGAGCCUCUGGAGGCGUCCAAUAAAACGUGGUUCUAUUGGUUUGUGCUAAGAACUUCCACCUGGGAAGAAAGCAGUGAGGGUCGCAGGGUGUCCUUCGGUAUGGACGAGGAGGAGCGGGUCCGGGUGCUGCAGGGCAUCCGGCUUUCUGAAAAUGUGGUUAACUGCAUGAAAGAUUCCAACCAGCCUUCCAAAGUGGGCCAGCUGACUUUCCCUCCUGCUCCUACAUUAUGCACCUCUAAAGGCCUGGAGAAAGGUAACAAACUGCCCAGGUCAGAGUGUGAUGGUAGACAGCUACCCCCAGAGGUGGAGGAGGAUCUCUUUAAGAGGUAUAAAUAGGAGCAGGCUGUAGUCCAGGAUGAGCUACUCUAGGUGGUGACAAGGGAAAGAGAGGCAGCCAUAAAGUACCAGAGUGCAUUUCUGCAUCGAGGGGAGGGCAGUGUUGACCAGGAAAAGCAGAAGUCAGCCAUGCUGAAUGCUGAGAUAUAUAAACUAUCUUCACAGCAAUUCUAUGAGGCAGCUUCAAAAAUGGAGGGCACAAUAAAGCCUUGCAGGUUACAGCCUGUGUGCUCAGAGCUGCAGGCCCAGAUCCUUCACUGCAACAGCAACCACCUGCAUGAGGUACUCCUGUGCUUGGACCUGGUCAAGGCUUACCAGCGUUGUGUGACCACUGCCCACAAGGGUUGAGAAGCAAGCAUUGUUCCUGACCCUGGCUAUGACUUGGAGCCCUGAAGAAGGGACCAGUUAUGGGACUUUGGCCUAUAGACCCCAAGGCCACAGCCAUUUUCUGCCAGAUGCCUAUGAUGUCCCUGUGCUUGGGGCCACCAUGUACUUAAGAAAUGAAGGAUGUGCUACCGUC
Messenger RNA from Artibeus jamaicensis (Jamaican fruit-eating bat), 1075 nucleotides. RefSeq names its product coiled-coil-helix-coiled-coil-helix domain containing 6 (gene CHCHD6). Gene Ontology annotation, cellular component: mitochondrion; MICOS complex. Gene Ontology annotation, biological process: DNA damage response; cristae formation. The record is from RefSeq and is a predicted model, not a curated record. Lineage: Eukaryota; Metazoa; Chordata; Mammalia; Chiroptera; Phyllostomidae.